CGUCUGUGGUCCCCGGAAGUGGAGCGGCUUCGGCAGGGCAGCUUUUCCUGGGGCCGUGGCUGUGUUUCUCUGCGGGUUCCGAGGGAGCGAGCGGAAUGGCGAACCCAGCUGCACCUGCAGCCGCGGCCCCCAACCUGGAUCCGCCUUUGGAGCAGCUCUGGCACUUGGCAGUGGAGCUGCGGCUGCUCAUGACUCGAGUGCGGGUCGGCGAAGCCCGGGAGACCACAGAGGAGUUUAAUCGGGAGAAGUUUUGGAAAAGACUCAAUGACGCAGCUGAGAAUGUGUCAAGGGAAGCCACGAAUCUGACCGUCUUCUCUCGACUUCCACUGUCGUCUCCACAGAAAACUCAGAUGUGCUGUGAGAAGGUCCAUGCUGCCAUCGAGGCAAUUACUGCAGUGUACUAUUCACUUCCCAAGAAUCAGGGAAUCACUCUACGAAAGCUGGUACGGAGUGCUACUCUGGAUAUUGUGGAUGGCAUGGCCCAGCUUUUGGAAGUGCUUUCUAUCACUCCAGCUCAAAGCCCCGAGAACAAGGAUCUUAUUUCCUGCAGCAGUGUCUGGGUUGCAUGCGAGCAGGUGCCUCAGAUACCAAGAGAUAACAGAGCUGCAGCCCUUUUAAUGCUGACAAAGAGUGUGAAUUUUGUGAAAGAUGCACUUGAGGAAAUGGAGCGGGCUGUGGAAGAAUGUGACCCUUUCUCUGGCCUCUUGAAUGACUCUGAGAAGGACAACUCUGAUAACCUUGAUAAUGAGGAGGAGGAUGUGUUGGGGUUUCCAAAUAAUCGGGACAUAUACUGGUCAGAGGAAGAUCAAGAACUCAUAAUCCCAUGCCUUGCCCUGGUGAAAGCAUCCAAAGCCUGUCUGAAGAAAAUCCGGAUCUCAGUGGCAGAGAAUGGGAAGAAGGACCAGGUGGCCCAGCUGGAUGACAUUGUAGAUAUUUCUGAUGAGAUCAGCCCCAGUGUGGAUGAUUUGGCUCUGAGCAUAUAUCCACCGAUGUGCCACCUGACAGUGCGAAUCAAUUCUGCGAAACUUGUAUCCGUUUUAAAGAAGGCACUUGAAAUUACAAAAGCAAGUCAUGUGACCCCUCAGCCAGAAGAUAGUUGGAUCCCUUUACUCAUCAGUGCUGUAGAUCAUUGCAUGAACAGAAUCAAGGAACUCACUCAGAAUGAACUUGAAUUAUGAGUUUUCAGGCUUGUUUGUACUCUCCUCCUCUUUCCCUUUCUCACUGUUAUAGCCAGGCUAUGAUGCUGCAUUUAGAAUGCUUUCUGGAUUAAAAGGGAGUUGUCUUUACUUAAUAACAGAUGCUAUUACCAAAGGUUUUUGGUUAGGCCAAAUUGGCAGUUAUUUAUAAACCACGUUAAGUGUGAUAUAUUCUUCUGUGCUAGUUACAGAAGCAUGACUUUGUGUUCCUGAAUCACCACAAAAAUUCCCAGAGAAGCUGCCUUGUAUUGUAAAAUCCUUAUUGGCAAUAAAGUGUGUUCUUUCAUUGUUAAAGAUGUUGAUGGUCUCAAUAAAAUGCUAACCUGCCAGUGGUGAAAUGAG
Messenger RNA from Choloepus didactylus (southern two-toed sloth), 1538 nucleotides. It is a transcript of the gene CCNDBP1, whose product is annotated as cyclin D1 binding protein 1. Bases 96 to 1178 code for a protein of 360 amino acids. The transcript has 11 exons. Lineage: Eukaryota; Metazoa; Chordata; Mammalia; Pilosa; Megalonychidae. The record is from RefSeq and is a predicted model, not a curated record. Gene Ontology annotation, biological process: regulation of cell cycle. Gene Ontology annotation, cellular component: nucleus.